GUACCUGACUAAACAAUUGGGUUAUUCUUUAACUGCGGGAGAAGUGCCUGUAUUCCCUUCACGCAAGCUCCCUACUGGCUUUCUGCAUCCUUAAUUCAUUGGAGCCGUUUCUCCCUCCGUCUUCCUCCCGUUACUUCUUUAUUUUUUUCUUAUUUUUUAUUUAUUUUUUUGAUCGUUAUUCACCCCCCAAAUCUGUGCUGCAUCACUGGCUCUCAUUAUGCUGUGCUCAGUAGCCCAGUGUGUUCUCCGCCUCUGCUAGGCAGUGGCAGCAUGGAUGGUGCUCUUGUGACGACCUCUGCUGAUGCUAUCAGUCCACUGCGGAUAGGCAUGCUGAGUAAUCCUGCUGUAAAUGGGCGAGGACACGGACACACGAAAAAUUAACCACAGCUUUCUUCGAGACCACAACUAUGUGACUGAAGGGAAAGCUAUAAGGAAGCUUGUGCGCAAGGCGACUGUGGUGGCAUCUAGAAUCCUCAGAUAUCCUUGACUGAAUUCAUCUGGUUUUAGCCCUAAAUAUAGUAGACAAGCUGCACUGCUUGCACUGAUAGAUUAUAUCUUCCAAAUGAUAGACCAAGCUGAUAUUAUUUCUACAGUUGAGUUCAACCACACUGGAGAACUGCUGGCUACUGGUGACAAGGGGGGUCGGGUUGUUAUAUUCCAAAGGGAACCUGAGAGUAAAAAUGAGCCUUACAAUCAGGGGGAGUACAAUGUUUACAGCACUUUCCAGAGCCAUGAACCAGAAUUUGAUUAUUUGAAGAGCUUGGAGAUAGAAGAAAAAAUAAACAAGAUCAAGUGGUUACCACAGCAAAAUGCAGCUCACUCGCUUUUAUCAACAAAUGAUAAAACAAUCAAGUUAUGGAAAAUUACUGAAAGAGAUAAGAGACCAGAGGGGUACAACUUAAAAGAUGAAGAAGGAAAACUUAAAGAUCUUUCUACAGUAACAUCACUACAGGUGCCUGUACUGAAACCUAUGGAUUUGAUGGUAGAAGUCACUCCCCGGAGAAUCUUUGCUAAUGGUCACACCUAUCAUGUCAACUCAAUAUCUGUCAACAGUGACUGUGAGACAUACAUGUCAGCAGAUGAUCUCAGGAUUAACCUCUGGCAUUUAGCAAUCACGGAUAGAAGCUUCAACAUUGUAGAUAUAAAGCCAGCCAACAUGGAGGACCUAACAGAAGUGAUUACAGCCUCGGAGUUUCAUCCCCAUCACUGCAAUCUCUUUGUCUACAGCAGCAGCAAAGGCUCCCUGAGACUCUGCGACAUGCGGGCAUCAGCACUCUGUGACAAACAUUCCAAGCUUUAUGAAGAACCAGAAGACCCCAGUAACAGAUCAUUUUUUUCAGAAAUUAUCUCUUCAGUGUCAGAUGUCAAAUUCAGUCACAGCGGUAGAUAUAUGCUAACAAGAGAUUACCUCACUGUCAAGGUUUGGGAUCUGAACAUGGAAACAAAGCCUGUAGAAACAUACCAGGUCCAUGAUUACCUUAGGAGCAAGUUGUGUUCCCUCUAUGAAAAUGACUGCAUCUUUGACAAGUUUGAAUGUGCAUGGAAUGGAUCGGACAGCGUCAUCAUGACAGGUGCAUAUAACAACUUUUUCCGAAUGUUUGACCGAAACACCAAGCGGGAUGUUACCUUGGAGGCAUCCCGAGAGAGCAGCAAACCACGAGCUAUCCUUAAGCCCCGGAGAGUCUGCGUCGGUGGCAAACGGAGGAAAGAUGACAUCAGUGUUGACAGUUUGGACUUUACGAAGAAGAUCUUGCACACGGCGUGGCACCCAACCGAGAACAUCAUUGCUAUAGCAGCGACAAACAAUCUGUACAUAUUUCAGGAUAAAGUGAACUCAGAAAUGCACUAGAUUUAUCAAUAUCCCUCUCUACUUACAAACCAGCCUCUUGAGAAUUGUAGAAGGAUGUGAUCCUCACAAAAAUUGUGGCUUCUGUGGUGGGAUUUGUAGGUUGCAUCCUUUCAUCCCUCCGCCUGUAUCAUUAUUGGUGGCAAGCCAACUAUUUUCCAUCACUGCAACUGUAUAAGUAAAAGGCACGACUGCAAAUCCAGUACUGUGGUCUGUAUCGGUUCCUUUACCAAACAGGGGUAUUUAUUUAUUUGGGGAGCGUUCCUGAGGAGGGCUGAGACUCCUCAACUCCUGACAGUCCUUUUGAGGGUCUCAGUGGUUCACAGGACCACGCUGUUCUGGUGCACUGCCUGCUUUUGCAGUCCACGGCAUUUACCACAUUGUUAGAGCCUUUUGCUUUAUUUUAUUUUACUUUUUUCAAGUAACAUUUUUCUGUCUUUCAACCAAGCCAAGUCUGUUUGUGAGUCAAUGAACGAAUAGCUGCAUCCCUUUAGGCCACAUGGCACGGUGGAAGGGCCUCCAAAAGUCCUGCUGGUGAAAGGCUGUCCUGUCUCACCUGCCUUGUUCCCUUCUUUAUGACAUCUCUUCAGUAUUUAGUCACAUUACUAACUGUGUGCUUUAACUUCCCAAGUGAAUAAGUGACAGACUGAUAGAGCUAGCCAGCGUAUUUUAAGAAGUUCAUUCUCCAUCAAUCUCUUUGCUCUGUUUAAAACAAUAAUUAGCAUCCUCACCAGGUGGAGGACUAUUUAAGACCUUGGUAUUACUACUCCACGGGGGCUGGCUGUUCAAACACAGCCUGGCAGAGUUAAUACAUAAACCCACACCAUUGUUUGGGGUUUUGGAGUUCUGGAAGUCUUGGCUAAAAAUACCAGUGGAAGCAAAGUUGCAUCACUUCUAGACACCUCAGAAAAUCCCUUGUUUGCUUUUUGCAGCACAAUUGUUUUCAUCCUGGCAUUUGGGGAACACAGACAAUGCCACGAUCUCUGUCACUAUAAAAAAAAAAGGUACUGUGAGAUGUAGCAUUGCUCAGUGAAUUUUAAAGUUUUUAAGUCCACUGCUAGAUGACAAAGGUAUUUCUGGAAAAACAGGAAAACACAAACCCUCCAAACCAAACCUUCUUCCACGUAAAUACAUUUCUGUGAAAUCUAGCUCUAAGAGAGAUCUAUCACUAUUUCCAAAUGAAUAGUGAUGGAAAUGGCAAGUGAAAGUACAAGGAAUUGAUGUACCUCAUUCGGGAAGUUUAUGGGAAAAGCGUAGUGGGCAGGAAGUCCUCUUCAUCCAGGAGAAAAUUGUCUGCCUCCCUAAUAGCUCUGGCAGAAAAAUUGAUAUCCCAAAGGAUUUCUUAGAUCACGAAUACAAGAGCACAACUGAGAUGACCUGUUUAUCUGCCCAUAUUAAAACUCCUCAGAAAAAAAAAAAAAAUAAAAAUCUUUAAGCCAUUAUGCACUGAUUUCUUUGGUGAGUGAAGAAUGUACUGAUAAAGAGAUCUGCAUGCUUUUGUAUUUGGGUUUGGGAGAAAGGGUGGGUGAAAAAUCUGCUUACAAGAAGUAGAAAAACCAAGUCUACAGCUCUUUUAUAGGACGUCUUAAUGCAGCGCGUGAAAUCUGUAUGUUUGAAGUUUUCUACAUCAACGCUGUAAAUUUUGUGUGUAGAAGCACAAACGCAUGUGCAUCAGUUUCCAGCCAUACUAAACACAUACGGUAUGAAAUGUGUAGGUUAGUUUUAAAGGGAAUGAGGAAUGUUUGUUUAUAAAAUACUGUAUGCUCUAGCAGGCAUGGACAGUAUAUGUACAUAUUUAUUCUAAUGAAAUUUAACAAAACUGCUUUUUUUUUUUUUUCCUUGUAAAAAGGUUUAAGAAUGUGGUAAAUUGUAUAGAAAAAUUGCUAAUGCCAAACUACUGCUUCAAGGGUGUCAUACGAUUUCUUUGACUUUUGGCCUCCUCAUUAAUCUUUGCAGCUCAAAAAAUAAAGAUUAAAAAAAAAUGCUAUGAGCGCAUAUUGGCAUUUACAGCUAGAAGUACUGUAGAACAUAUAUUUAGCUUUUAACAUUCUCAAGUAAGAGUCUAUAGAUAACAUUAUAAAGCAGAUCUUAAUACAACUUUUUUUCUUUCUUUUUCUUAAUUUGAAGUACCUUACUCUGUUACAGCACUGGGUACCAAAAAGAUCUUGUUAAAAUUAAAUAAGUAAAUAUAUCUUUGGAGCUUUAUAAAACUAAUGAACUACCCAACCAAAAUACCAUGAAGUGAUUACAGAGGAAAUAAAUAGAAAUCUUUCAAAGACCAGUAUUCCCUUCACGUCUUUGACUUUGCUACUACAGCUCGGUUUCCUGGUCUUCUUGAAUGUAUGGAAAGUUAACAUCGUCAUUGUGAACGUUUCCAACUUUCUUUCUCUUUUUAGUUUGAGCUUUCAGUGGUGUAGAGUAAGUGAUGGUAAAGUUGGUAAAUCUGAUUGUUUUGAAAGCUGUUGUUCAUGGCUGCAUUCUUUGUGUUGCACA
This is a messenger RNA of Cygnus atratus (black swan), 4339 nucleotides long. RefSeq names its product protein phosphatase 2 regulatory subunit Bgamma (gene PPP2R2C). Bases 563 to 1849 code for a protein of 428 amino acids. The transcript is spliced from 10 exons. The record is from RefSeq and is a predicted model, not a curated record. Gene Ontology annotation, molecular function: protein phosphatase regulator activity; protein binding. Lineage: Eukaryota; Metazoa; Chordata; Aves; Anseriformes; Anatidae. Gene Ontology annotation, cellular component: cytosol; protein phosphatase type 2A complex. Gene Ontology annotation, biological process: peptidyl-serine dephosphorylation.